AAAAUCCGCUCGCUUCCUCAACAGAGCCACUCCUUUUCGACAGAGGACAGGUUCAAGAUGGCGGUGUCCCUGAGGUUGUUUCUCCGCUCCGGAAAGAAUACCGUGUCAGCGCUGCGGCGGCGGGAGUUUCACAGCAGCGUUCCGGCCGCGGUGCAGGUGACAGUCCGCGAUGCCCUGAACCAGGCAAUGGAUGAGGAGUUGGAGAGGGAUGAGCGAGUGUUCCUGCUGGGUGAGGAGGUCGCCCAGUAUGAUGGUGCCUACAAGGUGAGCCGAGGUCUGUGGAAGAAGUAUGGAGACAAACGAAUCAUUGACACACCAAUCUCAGAGAUGGGGUUUACUGGCAUUGCAGUGGGAGCUGCCAUGGCUGGCCUGAGACCCAUCUGUGAGUUCAUGACCUUCAACUUCUCCAUGCAAGCCAUUGACCAGGUCAUCAAUUCUGCAGCAAAGACCUACUACAUGUCAGCUGGGCUGCAGUCGGUCCCCAUCGUUUUCAGAGGACCUAAUGGAGCAUCAGCAGGUGUUGCUGCACAGCACUCGCAGUGCUUCGCUGCAUGGUAUGGUCACUGUCCAGGUCUGAAGGUUGUAAGUCCCUGGAACUCAGAGGAUGCUAAAGGCCUCCUGAAAUCAGCCAUCAGAGAUGACAAUCCCGUGGUGUUCCUGGAGAAUGAGCUGCUGUACGGUGUUCCCUUUGAGAUGUCAGAGGAAUCACAGUCCAAAGAUUUCACGAUUCCAAUCGGCAAGGCGAAGAUUGAGCGACAAGGGAGUAGCGUCACCCUUGUUAGUCACUCUCGGUAUGUCAGUCACUGCCUGGAUGCUGCAGCUGUCCUUGCCAAGGAGGGAAUUGAGUGUGAGGUGAUCAACCUUCGGACCAUCCGUCCCCUGGAUGUGGAGUGUAUUGAGACCAGCGUGAUGAAGACCAAUCACCUGGUGACAGUGGAGGGUGGAUGGCCUCAGUUCGGUGUGGGAGCAGAGAUCUGUGCCAGGAUCAUGGAAGGUCCUGCCUUCAACUACCUGGACUCCCCUGUUACCAGGGUAACUGGUGUCGACAUCCCCAUGCCGUACGCCAAAAUCCUGGAGGACCACAGCCUGCCACAGGUCAAAGACAUCGUUUUCUCUGUGAAGAAGACCCUCAACAUCUGAGACCCUUACAACAAAGGACAACCCUCCCACCUGAGUCCUUGUUUACAGACGGUGGCAAAAUAUCUAACCUGUAAAUACCGCCAAAACGCUCCAGAAGUUGGUCAAUGAUGCGCACAGCUGUUCAGCUCAGAGCAGUGGACACAGGGUUUUGGUCAAGCAGCACUGCUGUUAACUUUGUUAGUAACUUGAUCAAACUCUGUGGCUCUGGCUUCUCUUGCACUUUUCUCCACUUUAAAAAAAUAAAUAUCUAUCAUGUAUACUGUUCUGUGCUGAGUCUGUUCAGAAGUGACUAAACUGAGUAUAACUUACAAAUUGAGAUUUAAUUUAUUGUGCAGGUGAAUUUCACUCCUAAAAAGGUGUUUGCUUCAAUUUGUCCCUCACUGAGUCGCUGGACUCCAUUUACAAAAUGCUUUUGUUCUCAUAAAUUAUUCCGACUCUUGAUUUUUCAGGCUAAUCGAGUUUUUCCACUACAGUUCUGGAUACUCACAAUUAGAAUCUGGCACUGAAAACAGGGCUGCUCUUAAACUGCAAUAAGCAGUACUGUUUCUGUGGUCAGACUUUUCUGUUCAAACUCUCACAGUGCACCGAACUCAGACUCAAGUUUGUCUCUAAAAACAGUAAAGUGGGAAAGUGAACCAGCUGUGAGCUGGUGUUGGAAAUACUGUAGCUGAUCAUUUUUUGUUGUAAAUGACUGUUACAGAAAUAAAAACUUUGCUCCUU
Molecule: messenger RNA, 1860 nt
Organism: Archocentrus centrarchus (flier cichlid)
Lineage: Eukaryota; Metazoa; Chordata; Actinopteri; Cichliformes; Cichlidae
Gene: pdhb
Product: pyruvate dehydrogenase E1 subunit beta
Exons: 11
Coding region: 58-1140 (360 amino acids)
Biological process (GO): pyruvate decarboxylation to acetyl-CoA
Cellular component (GO): pyruvate dehydrogenase complex
Molecular function (GO): pyruvate dehydrogenase (acetyl-transferring) activity
Source: RefSeq, a predicted model, not a curated record